Messenger RNA from Vitis vinifera (wine grape), 2723 nucleotides. RefSeq lists its product as uncharacterized. Bases 243 to 992 code for a protein of 249 amino acids. The transcript is spliced from 9 exons. Lineage: Eukaryota; Viridiplantae; Streptophyta; Magnoliopsida; Vitales; Vitaceae. The record is from RefSeq and is a predicted model, not a curated record.
GGAAAUGCGGCUCUGUGGACUACUAGAGAAAGAAAUGAACCUAGAAGAACGGCUUUUGUCUAUGGGGCACGGGAGCGACGAUCAGAAGUAGCCGGAGCCCGAUUUUCAACAUCUGACAGCCAUGAAGUCAGUUUUAAGCGCGGUGCCUGUCUUAAUACUGACGCUGACUGUGGUCGCCAUUCAGUCGGCGUCCGCGGCUCCGGAGGCCUUCCGGUGAGACCCGGGGCAUCCUCAGUGGCACCAUGGGGCUUUUCACGAGGUCAGAGAUAGUGUCCGAUCCGAUGUUCGCCGCAUGCUCCAUUCGCGUGCCGAGGUAUUCGUCUCCCCUUUGGUUGCUCGGAAACUGCAAGAAAAUGAAGGUUCCAUUCCAGGUCCCAGUCAAAGUAAACAUAGUCCUCAUUGGUUUCAAUAAUGAUGGAGGCUAUAGGUAUAUGGUUGAUGCACACAAAUUGGAAGAGUUCCUAAGAAUCAGCUUCCCAUCUCACAGACCCUCAUGCUUGGAGACAGGUGAGCUCCUUGAUAUUGAGCAUCACAUCGUCUACAAUGUGUUUCCUGCUGGGCAACCAGAGCUGAUAGCACUGGAGAAGGCACUGAAAGAGGCCAUGGUUCCUGCUGGAACUGCUAGAGAGUCUGAUUAUGGAAGGGAGGUGCCGUUGUUUGAGGUGGAUGCAACAGCUGUGGAGUCUGUAUUUCAGAAACUAUAUUCCUACAUAUUUGACAUGGAUAAUAGUGGAUACAAUGCAGCAGAGAUGGAUAGACCUGUGCCAAGUGCAAUUUUUAUUGUCAAUUUCGAUAAGGUGAGAAUGGAUCCUAGGAACAAGGAGAUUGAUCUCGACAGUUUAAUGUAUGGAAAAAUUACCCAGCGAACUGAGGAAGAGAUGAAAAGACAGGAGGGGGAAUACAUUUAUCGUUAUCGAUAUAAUGGAGGAGGGGCAUCUCAAGUUUGGCUGGGUCUUGGAAGGUAUAGUGAAAAAAGCUCAUACACCUUAUGAUGGAAGAUGAAAGUCUUGUUGGACAUAAGGUAAGUCGAUACUUUUUAUAUAAGAGUUACUAUAUUUUAUAUUAAACUUACUAUUAUUUUUUAUUUUUAAAAUUAGAAAACAGGAAGUUUAUCAAAAUUAGCACUUAAUGAAUCUGAUUUUUUUUUUUUUAAUAAAUCUUAAUAAAGCCUUAUCUGAAGAUAUUACACAUAGUUUCUUGGUGAAUGCAAUAAUUUCUAAUUCUAGCCUUUCUUGAUUUAUCAUUUGUCCAUCUCAACAUCCUUUAUUUAGUUAUGCUUAUCAUGAUUUUUUUGUUGCUUAGCUGCUCUACCUCUUGAUCAUAAUUCAUGCUGAGCUUAUAGCCAUCUUUGAUGCAUAUCUCUUUGUUAGAGACAUUCUGGGCUAUUAUCCAGGAUUGUAUUUAUCUAGAAGUAAAAGGACUGCUCUCUGCCAGUAUAAUGAAUAGGACUAACAUAUUGAGUUCUAAUGUGACCCUUUAGGAAUUCAUGUCACCCUGUUUUACAAGCAACUGAAGCUUUCAUUUCUCUUGCAAUACAGUCAUUUUAUUAGGCCUCACACGUUGGUCUCAGCUUCACUAUGCUAAUGUGUGCAUGUGGCUUAAUAGUUUCUUAGGCCUUAUAAGAUAGUGUCAGAUUGAGUGCACCAUAUGAAAAGGCUUCUCAUGUACAUGAAAGAUCGAUCGUGAAUUGGCUCUGGUCAGCUGGUUGUCAUCCAUUUGGACCAUUCUCCAAUACUUCCCAGAUGAGUCAAAUGCUCCAGGAUGUUGCCUUGAGGAACACGAUAUACGCUCGUGUAGAUUCUGCACUACACAGAAUUCGGGAUACAUCAGAGUAUGUACAAACUUUUGCUGCUGAAUAUCUGAAAACCCCACUUAGUGAACCAGUCAAGGGCAAGAAAAAUAAGUCGAGCACUGAGCUAUGGUUGGAAAAGUUCUACAAGAAGAAAACUAACUUGCCUGAACCUUUACCUCACGAAUUAGUUGAAAGACUAGAGAAAUUCUUGGAUAACCUUGAGGAAGAACUUGUAGAUCUAUCAUCCCUGUUAUACGAUCAUCGGUUACAAGAUGCACACCUGAACAGCUCAUAAAUUUUACAAUGCACUAUCUACACCCAACAGAAUGUAGAUUAUGUUUUGGUGAGUGAGAAGGAGAAAAUGAAAUGCUGUGACAUCGAAUAUAGAUUCCCGGUGGAGUCUUCUCAAACGUUCAUCUAUGGUGGAAUUCUUCUUGCUGGAUUCUUUGUAUAUUUCCUGGUCAUUUUCUUUUCAUCUCCUGUGCGCUAAUUCAGAAUCACAACGGCUAUCCGGCCGGAAAUUGUGUCAAAAUUUCAAAGCUCACUUGGCAGUAUGGAGGAGAAAUGUGUAUCCCCAGAAAAUAUAUAAUUUUAAGGAGAAAAAAUUUUGAUUUAUAAGAAAAAAUUUUGAGGAUUGAACAUCGAAUGGUGGUCGGAACGAGAAGGGUGCUCUAUAAUUAGGCUGAUCUUUGAUCAGAAGUGCUUGUAGAUCAAGGUGGUCGUAGAUCAGGUUGAUCUUUGAUCAGAAGUGGUCGGAACGAUCAGGGUGGUCAUAGAUCUUAAGAGGGAGGAUGAAGACUGAUCUCCCUUCAAAUGCCAUUGUAUAAAUUAUUGUAUUUUUUUAAAAUGGUAUUUUAUAUGAAAUAUUUGCUGGACAAGAUUUAAAAAAACAAUCCCUAUUUAAUGAAAAUUAUAAAUAUAUAAUUUUUUU